Durotheca rogersii is the source of this 936-nucleotide messenger RNA. Its product is annotated as putative S-adenosylmethionine-dependent methyltransferase of the seven beta-strand family. Lineage: Eukaryota; Fungi; Ascomycota; Sordariomycetes; Xylariales; Xylariaceae. The coding region runs from base 1 to 936 and encodes 311 amino acids. The record is from RefSeq and is a predicted model, not a curated record. The transcript has 2 exons. Gene Ontology annotation, biological process: peptidyl-lysine monomethylation; peptidyl-lysine dimethylation. Gene Ontology annotation, cellular component: cytoplasm. Gene Ontology annotation, molecular function: protein-lysine N-methyltransferase activity.
AUGUCCUCGUCCCAGUCCAAGCCGGCCCACCUCGAGCCCUCAGAGCUCGGCACCAAAGAAUACUGGGACAACCUCUACGCCGCCGAGCUCUCCAACCAUGCGCACAACCCGGCCGACACCGGCACCGUCUGGUUCGACGACUCCGACGCCGAGGCGAAGCUGACCGCCUUCCUAGCCUCCAUAUCCUCGUCCCCCUCGUCCCCCUCGUCCUCCUCCUCGGCGGCGCCCUCCGAUGACGGCGACGAGCCGCUGCCUCGCCCCGCCCUCUCGCCCCCCCUCGAAAAAAACACCACCGCCUUCCUCGACCUCGGCACCGGCAACGGCUCGCUGCUCUUCCGCCUGCGCGACGCCGGUUGGCGUGGGCCCAUGCUCGGCGUGGACUACAGUCGCGCGAGCGUCGAGUUUGCGCGGCGCAUCUCCCUGUCGCGGGCCUCUUCCUCCUCUGCCGCCGCGGCGUCGAUAACCUUCCUCGAGCACGAUGUCCUGCGCGCGUCGCCCUCCGGCCUCCUCGCCGGCUCUCAGCAACCGGAUGGGUGGGACGUCGUGCUCGACAAGGGCACCUUCGACGCGGUCUCUCUCUCGGCCGAGACCACCUCCGCCUCCCCCUCUCGCUCCGUCGCUACCGGCCGCCGCGUCGCCGAGACCUACCGCUCGCGCGUUCUCCCGCUCGUCCGCGCCGGUGGCUUGUUCCUCGUCACGAGCUGCAACUGGACGGAGGAUGAGCUACGGCGUUGGUUCGAGGGCGACGACGAAGAUGACCAGGACGUAGGGGGAACGGUGGAAAGUCAAGCUGGCGGCGGCGGCGAAGAGAGAGCUAUUCCACGGCGGCACUGGCGGUUCGAAUGUGUCGGCCGUGUCGAGUACCCCAGCUUCAGCUUCAGUGGCAUCAAAGGUCAGACCAUCAGCAGCCUGUGCUUUAAGAAGGUCGUGACUUAG